ACGGACCCUCCGCGAAGGCGCGGCCCGCAGCUCCGGGCUCCCGCGGACCCUUCCGCCGCAGGUUGCUUUCAGCUAUGUAAUGUUUUCCGAUCCCAUGAAAUGGAAAUUGACCAGUGCUUGCUGGAGACCCUUCCCCUUGGCCAAAGGCAGCGGCUGGUGAAACGCAUGCGCUGUGAACAAAUCAAAGCCUACUAUGAAAGAGAGAAGGCUUUUCAGAAGCAGGAAGGAGUCCUGAAAAAACUGAAGCAUGGCAAGAACCAGAAAGUGCAUUUUAACCUUGCUGACAUGAUUCAGGAUGCAAUUAUCCACCAUGAUGACAAAGAAGCGCUUCGGCUGUUGAAGGAGGGGGUGGACCCCCACACUCCCGUUUCCUCAGGAGGGUCCUUGCUCCAUCUGUGUGCUCGUUAUGAUAACGCCUUCAUUGCAGAGAUCCUCAUUGACAAAGGGGUCAAUGUCAAUCACCAGGAUGAAGACUUUUGGACGCCAAUGCACAUUGCCUGUGCAUGUGAUAAUCCUGAUAUUGUCCUGCUCCUCGUAUUAGCUGGAGCCAAUGUCCUUCUCCAGGAUGUUAAUGGAAACAUACCAUUGGAUUAUGCUGUAGAAGGGACAGAAUCAAGCUAUGUUCUAUUGACCUAUCUGGAUGAAAAGGGGGUGGAUCUGACCUCCCUGCGCCAGAUGAAGCUUCAGAGACCCAUGAGUAUGUUAACCGAUGUCAAACACUUCUUAUCAUGUGGAGGGAAUGUUAACGAGAAAAAUGAUGAAGGAGUAACACUGGUUUUUAUUGAUUGCGCCAGUGGCUACAAGGAGGUAGUGUCUCUCCUCUUGGAACAUGGGGGAGACCUCAAUGCAGUGGAUAAUCAGUACUGGACCCCACUUCACUUGGCAGCAAAGUAUGGCCAGACAAACCUGGUGAAACUUCUUUUGAUGCAUCAGGCAAAUCCAAACCUUCUGAACUGCAAUGAAGAGAAGGCCUCAGAUAUCGCUGCAUCUGAGUUUAUUGAGGAAAUGCUGCUGAAAGCCGAAAUUGCCUGGGAAGAAAAAAUGGAAGAGCCUUUAUCUGCGCCUACCUUAGCACAAGAGGAACCCUAUGAAGAGAUCCUUCAUGACCUGCCAGCUCUUCCCAGUAAGCUCAGUCCCCUGGUGUGGCCAAUUGCCAAGCAAGACAGUUUGUUGGAAAAAGACAUUAUGUUUAAAGAUGCAACAAAAGGCCUAUGCAAGAAACAGUCCCAGGACAGCUCUCCUGAAAGCGCCACUGUGAAUGGCCCCGCCAAGCCUGAGCAGGUCAAGCUAAUGCCUCCUGCUCCAAAUGAUGACCUAGCAACACUCAGUGAGCUCAACGAUGGCAGCCUGCUUUAUGAAAUUCAAAAGCGCUUUGGGAACAAUCAGAUAUACACUUUCAUUGGGGACAUCCUCUUACUUGUUAACCCAUUCAAGGAGCUUCCAAUUUAUUCCACCAUGGUCUCCCAGCUGUACCGGAGCAGCACGGGGCAGCCCUGCUCCUCGCUGCCACCCCACAUUUACUCCUGCGCGGAGCAGGCCUUGCACCAGCUGUUCCAGGAGCAGCGGCCCCAGUGCUUCAUUCUCAGUGGAGAAAGAGGGUCUGGAAAGACCGAAGCCAGCAAACAAAUAAUUAGGCACCUAACCUGUAGGUCGGGCACCAGCAGGCCUAUCUUUGAUUCCAAAUUCAAACACGUCUUGUGCAUUUUAGAAGCCUUUGGACAUGCUAAGACAACUCUUAAUGACCUGUCCAGUUGCUUCAUAAAGUAUUUCGAACUGCAAUUCUGCGAGAGGAAAAAACAGUUAACUGGAGGAUGUGAUGAUGUGGGCCCUGGCAAGCUGUGCUGGGGAGUUCACGAAAGGAGCAAGGCUUUGAUUGGGGAAGUGAGCUCACUAAAUUUCCAUUCUGAGGAGAGAACUUUGACUGCAAUGCGGAAAAUGGAUUGGAGGUAUUUGAACCAGACCCUGAGAGACGAUCUAUCAACAGCAGAGCAUUCCCUGAACAGGGAGAGGUUUGCUGUUUUGAAACAAGCCUUGAAUGUAGUUGGCUUCAGUAACUUGGAGGUGGAGAAUCUGCUUGUGAUUCUAGCAGCAAUAUUACACGUUGGAGACAUUCGGUUCACGUCUCUGACUGAGGAGGACUCUGCAUUUGUUUCCGACCUCCAGCUCCUAGAACAAGUGGCUGGGAUGUUACAAGUCUCAGCAGAUGAACUGGUGUCUGCUCUAACAACUGAUAUUCAAUAUUUUAAAGGGGAUAUGAUCACACGGCGGCAUACUAUAGAGAUGGCGGAAUUUUACCGGGACCUCCUGGCCAAGUCCUUGUACAGUCGUUUGUUUAGCUUCUUGGUGAAUAGCAUGAACUGUUGCCUCCACAGUCAAGAUGAGCCUAGCAGCAUGCAGCCUUUGCAUAUCGGAAUAUUGGACAUCUUUGGUUUUGAAGAAUUUCAAAAGAAUGAAUUUGAACAACUUUGUGUCAACAUGACCAAUGAGAAGAUACACCACUAUAUCAAUGAAGUGCUUUUUCUACAUGAGCAAGCAGAGUGUGUACAAGAGGGAAUUACCAUGGAAACGGCUUAUUCUCCUGGUAACCAGACUGGAGUUUUGGAUUUUUUUUUCCAGAAGCCAUCUGGAUUUCUCUCUUUAUUGGAUGAAGAAAGUCAAAUGAUUUGGUCAAUGGAAACAAAUCUUCCCAAAAAACUACAAAGUCUCCUUGAAUCCUCAAAUACAAAUGCAGUAUAUUCCCCCAUGAAGGAUGGGAAUGGGAAUGUUGCCCUCAAAGAUCAAGGCACAGCAUUCACUAUUAUGCACUACGCAGGACGGGUAAUGUAUGAAAUUGUUGGAGCAAUUGAAAAAAAUAAAGACUCCCUUUCACGGAAUCUUUCAUUUGUAAUGAAAACUAGUGAAAAUGUCGUGAUCAAUCACUUGUUCCAGUCGAAACUGUCACAAACAGGAUCCCUUCUAUCUUCCUAUCCUUCUUUUAAAUUCAGAGGACAUAAAUCUGCCCUGCUCAAUAAGAAAAUGACAGCUUCUUCAACUAUUGGAGAAAACAGGAAUUAUCUAGAACUUAGUAAGUUAUUGAAAAAGAAAGGAACUUCUACAUUUCUUCAAAGACUGGAACGAGGAGGUCCAGUCACCAUUGCAUCACAACUCAGGAAAUCUCUAACGGAUAUUAUUGGAAAACUUCAGAAGUGCACUCCACACUUUAUUCAUUGCAUCAAGCCCAAUAACUCAAAGCUGCCAGAUACCUUUGAUAAUUUUUACGUGUCUGCUCAGCUACAAUAUAUUGGGGUCCUGGCGAUGGUGAAGAUCAUUCGAUACGGAUACCCUGUUCGCCUGUCCUUCUCAGAUUGCCUGUCAAGGUAUAAGCCCUUGGUGGAGACACUCCCCGGCGAGAAGAAGAAGCUGUCUGCUGAGGAGAAAUGCCGGCUUGUUCUCCAGCAGUGUAAAUUACAAGGCUGGCAGAUGGGAGUCCGAAAAGUGUUUCUAAAAUACUGCCAUGCCAACCAGCUCAAUGAUUUGUGCCUACAGCUGCAGAGAAAAAUUAUCAUCUGUCAAAAAGUUAUAAGAGGAUUUCUGGCACGCCAGCACUUGCUUCAGAAAAGAAGCAUCAGACAGCAAGAGGUCACGUCCAUCAACAGCUUCCUGCAGAUUACAGAGGACAUGGGGCUGAAGACCUAUGAUGCCCUGGUCAUUCAGAAUGCUUCAGACAUUGCCCGUGAGAAUGACCGGCUCAGGAAUGAAAUGAAUGCUACUUACCACAAAGAGAAGUUGGAGGCCAGAGGCAAGCAAGAGGAAGGAACCAAAAGAACUGAAGACAGGAGUGGACCCAGGCAUUUCCACUGCAGCUCCGUCCCAGUCCCCAUGGCUGUGGACAGCCUGGUGCAGUCCCUGGCUGGCUCCUCCACCCGGUCUCCUUCUCUGCACUCGGUGUUCAGCCUGGAUGACAGCAGUGGCCUCCCAUCACCACGGAAACAGCCUCCGCCCAAGCCAAAGAGGGACCCUGCCACGCGGCUGAGCGCCUCCUAUGAGGCUGUGAGCGCCUGCCUGUGGGCCGCAGCCAAGGAAUCAUCGACUGAAGUGCUCACCCGGCCCAGACCGCACAGUGAUGACUACAGCACCAUGAAGAAGAUUCCUCCUCGGAAGCCAAAGCGAAGUCCCCACACCAAGCUCAGCGGCUCCUCGGAGGAGAUCUCAGGCGCCGGGCCCGGGGCGGUGGGGGUCCCGGGCCUGCGGCACAGAGCAGGGGGCCCACAGUGCGCCCUGGGGGCCAUGCUGGGGGUCCCCGCGCCCCCUGCGCCCCCUGCGCACUCUGAGGCUGAGACAGAGCCUGAGUUGGAGCCCGUCUACAUCGAGAUGGUGGGCCACGCGGGCAGCCCCGACCAGGGGGAAGCGGUGUACGAGGAGAUGAAGUACUUGGCGCCCCCAGAGGACGGGGGCGCUCAGGUGGGGGGCGCCUGGGCGGCCGUGUCACUCCCGUUACUGUGUGAGCGCCCCAGCCCCUUCACCUUGGAGGAGAGAGACACUGGCUGCCAGACACCAGGUCCCUGCAAAGACACUUGCGACAUCCCCGCCCCCUUCCCCAACCUGCUGCCUCACCGGCCCCCGCUCCUGGUGUUCCCCCCAACCCCUGUCACCUGCUCCCCAGCGUCGGAUGAAUCACCUUUGACGCCCCUGGAGGUGAAAAAGCUGCCCGUCCUGGAAACCAACCUCAAGUACCCUGUGCAGUCGGAAGGCUCCAGUCCUCUGUCGCCACAGUAUUCCAAGAGCCAAAACGGGGGUGGUGACAGGCCCCCGUCCCCCGGCCUCCCUGUGUUCAACGGGUCCCACAAAGUCUCUCCGCCUCCCACGCCGCCGCCUCCUCCCCCUGCGCCGGCUGCUGCCCACCGCCACUUCACCUUCCCACCCGAGGCCAGCGUGGUGCCCACGGGGAAGGCAGCCACAAACCCGGAUCUGCCCAAAGUGCAGCAAAAGCCAAACUCUGCUCCCGCAGCGGGUCCCUGCAGCUCUUUCUCCAAGGCUCCGCAUUCCCCCGGCAAGGCAGCAGCUAGAGUGGACCAUCGGAAGGCCAACUCCAACGCCUCCUCUCCAGUCCCCUACAGCUCCCCGAACUCCAGGCCCCUCAGCAGCCCCCUGGACGAGCUAACCAGCCUCUUUAACUCCGGGAGGAGCGUCCUUCGGAAGUCUGCAGCGGGAAGAAAAAUCAGGGAACCUGAAGGUUUUGAAACUAACAUGAACCUGACUAGCCGAGAUGAUCCCGGUACAUCAGAGAUCGCACCAGAGACUCAAGAUAGAAACGCAAACAACCAUGGAAUUCAAUUAUCUAAUUCACUCUGUAGUGCUGUCACUACUGAAAAUGGCAAUUCCGUCUCAAAUGGUUUACCUGAAGAAGAGGGAUUCUCCAGGUUGUCUGUGAGUGGGACAGCGACCUCAACAUUUCAGAGACAUAGAGAGAGUCACACCACUCAGGUAAUCCAUCAGCUGAGGCUCUCAGAGAAUGAAAGUGUGGCCCUGCAGGAGCUCCUGGACUGGAGGCGAAAGCUCUGUGAGGAAGGAGAAGACUGGCAGCAGAUUCUGCAGCACUCUGAGCCCAGAGCGCCUCCCCCACCUCCAUGCAAGAAGCCCACGCUCCUGAAGAAGCCUGCAGGGGCCCCCUGCAGCAAGCUGCCUUCCCAGUUCUGGGACACUACCAUGUGAUGUGAUCCAGCUCACAGCAUAAAACUGCCCAGUGAUUCCAGGCGGCAUCCACAGAAGGCUGCCUCUGAUACAUGCUGGGUGCUCUCUCCACGCA
Messenger RNA from Myotis lucifugus (little brown bat), 5785 nucleotides. It is a transcript of the gene MYO16, whose product is annotated as myosin XVI. Gene Ontology annotation, biological process: neuron projection morphogenesis; negative regulation of G1/S transition of mitotic cell cycle; phosphatidylinositol 3-kinase/protein kinase B signal transduction. The record is from RefSeq and is a predicted model, not a curated record. Lineage: Eukaryota; Metazoa; Chordata; Mammalia; Chiroptera; Vespertilionidae. Gene Ontology annotation, cellular component: perinuclear region of cytoplasm; myosin complex; nucleoplasm. Gene Ontology annotation, molecular function: protein phosphatase binding; cytoskeletal motor activity; ATP binding. The transcript has 35 exons. The coding region runs from base 100 to 5691 and encodes 1863 amino acids.